CCCGACAGCGUCCGUGUGGUUUUAAAACCCCAGCAGCAGCCUCCAACUUUCCCUCGCACACAUGAGCCGCGCUCGCUGGAGGAGCCGCCUGCCGCUGAGACUCCCCUCGACCUUUACCCUCCCUCCCCUCUAUCCCCACCACGACACUUCCCCCUCCCACCUCAAGCCCUUCCCCUUCCGCUCCCUCUUCUGUCCCUGUCCCUGCCCCUCCUUCUCCGAUCCCGACUCCUCCCCCUCCGACGACCCCGGCCCCGACUUCUCCUCCCCGCGCCGAAUUUCCUACCGCCCCCGCCCAUCCCCCGCCAAACCCUACUCCUUCUCCCGACAAUGGCUCUCCGAGGGCGAUUUAAUGCGAAAGAUCGCCUCCAUCCUCGCGAACAAGGGCUGGGACUUGGGCUUCCCCAACUCGCUGAUCAUCGAAUUGGACGAACACAGCGUGAUCCGCAUCCUCAAUUCGGUGUUCGAUGCGACCUCGGAUGCGGCGCUCGCCUUCUUCUUCUUCCGGUGGGCGCGGAGGCACAACGGAGUGGAUCACGGACUCCGUUCCGUUUGUACUCUGGUGCAUAUCUCGGUUUUGGGUAAUAUGAAUCAUAUAGCCAUGAGUUUUCUUCGUGAUAUCGCUAGAAAGGGUGAUAACGGAGAAGAGUGGCCUUAUUUGGUUUUUGACGUGCUAAGAGAAACCAGCAGGAAUAGAAAAGUUUUGCAAAUUGUAUAUAGCAUGCUUGUUAGUUGUUGUAUAUUUGAGGGUUCGAUUAGCGUGGCUAUGAACUUGAUUAGUCGUAUGAGGAAGCUUAACUUCUUUCCCAGUAGUAGGGUCUACGGUUCUCUUAUAAGGGUUCUUUUGGAAACUAAGCAGCUGGAUUUGGCAUGGCAACUGCUCGAGGAUACGCCAAAUAGUGAACUCGGUGCAUAUGAGUCAAUUAUAGGCUUAUUUAUUCGGGAGCUGUGCGCUACCAAUAACUUGGAAAGUGCCUACAGGCUUAUAACCGGAAUAAAAUGUUUGGACAGCGAAGCUAAGGUUUUUGUAUAUACUAUGCUAAUUAGUGCAUUAUGUAAGCAGGGUCUUCUAAGAGAGGCAACUUCUCUUUUGUAUAAAACGAUACAGAUUGGCAUCAUGCCUGAUACCGUAUCGAUCUCUUCAUUAGCUGAUUUUUAUUGUAAGGCUGGGAGAUUGACAGAGGCUGUUGGGCUUAUAAACUCUUUGAGCUGUGUUCCUGAUGUUUAUGUGUAUAAUAGCUUUAUAUUGACGUUAUGUAAAAGAGGCGAUAUGGUAGAGGCAAAUAAUCUGUUAAAUGAGAUGCCUGCCAUUGGUGUACAUCCUGAUUCUCUUAAUUACACUACCGUAAUUGAUGGUUAUUGUAAAGAGCAUCAGAUAGAUCAAGCUCUAAGGAUUUUUGGGGUGAUGCUGAAGAGAGGGGUGCAGCCGACAAAGUUAACAUACACAGUCUUAAUUUAUGGUUUUUGCAGGGUAGAUGAUCUACAAGGGGCAAUACAUGUCUUUUACGCCAUGCAAAAAGAGGGUAAACACCCGGAUGUUGUAGUAUAUAACAUGUUAAUUGAUUGGUAUAGCAGAAAAGGUAAUAUGCGUAAGGCAUACAAGCUGAAGGAUAUGAUGGAGAAGAAUGGUGUGUUUCCUGAUAUUGCAACGCAUAAUAUUCUUAUGCAUGGUCUGAUCAAGAGAGGGUUUGUAACAGAAUCUAGAGAAAUCUUCGAUGAACUCAUUCAGAGAGGGUUUUCUCCUGACAAAAUUGCAUUUACUAAUGUGAUCGAUAGUUACUCUAAAGAGGGAAACUUAGAGGAAGCAUUUUUUAUUUGGUCCAGUAUGGGUAAAAAUGGAAUACAACCGGAUCUUGUUUCUUGCACUGCACUCCUAAAUGGUUUCUGCAAGAGCCACCGUAUGCAGGAUGCAAGUGCUCUGUUUUGUAAGAUGUUGGAUGCUGGGUUGAAGCCUGACUUGAUACUGUACAACACUCUCUUUUAUGGAUUUUGUAAUGAAGGAGAUGUGAAUGAAGCUUAUAAAUUGCUAAUAAUGAUGAGGAAAGAUGGUAUUGUUCCAAACAGUGUAACGUUUCGGGCUCUUGUCCGUGGUCUUGAGAAAGCUGGUGUACAGAAUGCUGUAAACAGCGCUGCUUUGUUAUUGCAAGAAAAUUUUCCUUUGGAAAAUGGAGUUGUUUUCAGCAAAUCUCAGUACGGUUGAUACGGUGAGGUUGAUCAAAAGAACUAGUAGGAAAAUUUGCCAUCUUUUUUCUAUCUGAAAGGUGAUUUCCAACUAUGCCUGAUGAAGUUCUACAGAAUGUGAUUCCUAGAGUUGUAUGACUGUAACAACUUAUAUACACAGAGCAGACGUGCAUUGAAGUGACUGAGAAUGCUCUUCUAUGCUAUGAUGGUUUGUCUCUGCCAGGCUCAAAGGCUGCUGGCUGUACCUUUAAGGAAAUUUGGAGUGUAAUCUUUGAAUCAGAAGUUGCUAUCACAAGUUCACUAAUUUUAGGUGCGGUGGAAGGUAAUUAGUGAGUCACUAGAAAACCCUCCCUCUCCCUAUGGAGGUGGCCUCCAAGAUCUCCUCCUAUUGCCGCUUCAAGUUAUGGAUCUCUGACUAACUUAUCUUGAUCCGCAUCUUGAUUUAUCUUGAUCUUGAUCUUGAUCCAGCUAAUUGCGUGAGAAUUUAUUUUUCCCGUCAGAGUCCGCAGUGUCAUGGAUCUUCUAAGCCUUACAUUCAUGCUUUGUGGUGCCCCAUUCUGGAAUAACUGAGGGCUGCGAAAUAGUACCUCAGCCAUGUCCUUGCACUUUUACUUUUCAAUUCCGAGUGGAAAACAUGGAUAAAGAGAGAAAUGGUAACGGCAAUUGGCUGGUUUCCCCUUUGAUUCAUAUAAUGUAUUUGUUGUAAGGUAAUUUUAUUUUGUAUUUUGAAUUUAUUUACUCUAGCUGAAUCUGUUAGGUUGCUAUAGAAAUACUUGGUUCUCUUGAGAUGGAUACUUAACUGUGCUUUUUAUUUGUUGAUCGGUGUUGGUUCAUAAUAGUUCUACAAAAGGUGUUUUAUAGUAUUUGUAGAAGUAUUGUUGGAUUAAUGGGGUCAUUCAUGAUAAAUCAAGUAAAUUUUAUGUUCUCAA
Messenger RNA from Ananas comosus (pineapple), 3107 nucleotides. RefSeq names its product pentatricopeptide repeat-containing protein At2g19280. Bases 62 to 2197 code for a protein of 711 amino acids. NCBI's taxonomy places the organism in Eukaryota, Viridiplantae, Streptophyta, Magnoliopsida, Poales, Bromeliaceae. The transcript has 6 exons. The record is from RefSeq and is a predicted model, not a curated record. Gene Ontology annotation, molecular function: protein binding.